UUGUGCUCAAUUGUGUGUUUGUGUGUUGCAGGUACCGAGCGUGUUGACAAAAUGAGCCGUCAGCUAGAAAAGUCCAUCGAAGGCCUCAUCACCAUUUUCCACUCGUACUCGUCCAAAGAAGGCGACAAGCACAAGCUGAGCAAAGCCGAGCUCAAGACGCUCCUGCAGGAGGAGCUCACAGACUUCAUGGCUGGCUGCAGCGACGCCGCCGCCGUUGACAAGAUCAUGACGGAUCUGGACGAGAACGGCGACCAGCAACUCGACUUUCAGGAGUUUGUAGUUCUGGUGGCGGCGCUCACCGUGGCCUGUAAUGAAUUCUUUGAAGGCUCCUGCAAGAACUAAACGAAAAGAAGAAAAUGUGAAGUUGUUUGUUUUCUGCAUCAUAAUAAAGUUGUUAAAACUGUC
This is a messenger RNA of Hippocampus comes (tiger tail seahorse), 405 nucleotides long. RefSeq names its product protein S100-A1-like. The transcript has 2 exons. The record is from RefSeq and is a predicted model, not a curated record. Bases 52 to 342 code for a protein of 96 amino acids. Lineage: Eukaryota; Metazoa; Chordata; Actinopteri; Syngnathiformes; Syngnathidae. Gene Ontology annotation, cellular component: cytoplasm. Gene Ontology annotation, molecular function: calcium ion binding; calcium-dependent protein binding; transition metal ion binding.